This is a messenger RNA of Mesitornis unicolor (brown roatelo), 578 nucleotides long. Its product is annotated as probable acyl-CoA dehydrogenase 6. Gene Ontology annotation, molecular function: flavin adenine dinucleotide binding; acyl-CoA dehydrogenase activity. NCBI's taxonomy places the organism in Eukaryota, Metazoa, Chordata, Aves, Mesitornithiformes, Mesitornithidae. The annotation marks the transcript as partial. Gene Ontology annotation, biological process: fatty acid beta-oxidation using acyl-CoA dehydrogenase. The record is from RefSeq and is a predicted model, not a curated record. The transcript is spliced from 4 exons.
GCAUUCACAUUGCUAAGAAGAUAGACAAACUGGGCAUGAGGUCAUCAGACACAGCUCAGAUCUUUUUCGAAGAUGUAAGGGUCCCCAGCAAAAACCUCAUCGGUGAGGAAGGAAAGGGUUUUACUUACCAGAUGUUGCAAUUCCAAGAAGAGCGGCUGUGGGGAGUAGCCGCUGUCCUGACACCACUGGAAACUGUAAUACAAGAAACCAUUGACUACACUCACCAGCGAAAAGUGUUUGGCCAGUCCGUCCUGCACAACCAAGCUGUGCACUUCCGCCUGGCCGAGCUGGCAACCGAAGUGGAGCUCCUCCGCGCGCUGCUGUACCGCACCGUUGCUCUCUAUGUGGAAGGCAACGACGUGACAAAAUUUGCUUCCAUGGCUAAGCUAAAGGCAGGUCGUCUGGCCCGUGAAGUGACCGAUAGCUGUCUCCAGUUUUGGGGAGGAAUGGGAUUCACCAGCGAGGUUCUGGUGAGCAGGUUUUACAGAGAUUUGAGGUUAACAUCAAUAGGAGGUGGCACAGAUGAAACCAUGCUUUCCAUCAUAUGCAAAUACAUGGAAAUUCUUCCAAGCAAGUGA